AUGGCGGUGCCAGGCGAACAGUGGAGAGCGGCAGACUUUGUCGAAGACGACAUGGUUUACGCCUGCAUCGACGUGCUGGUCAUAGACGCCCUACGCCACCUACAAACCUUGGAGAAGAAUAGCACGCUGAGGCUGUACACCUCGUUCAUCUACCACUACAAGAGGUGGGCGGCAAAGAUGCUGAAGCAAAUACGUGACAAGCUUCCCCAGGAGCACAGGCUUAGGCACGUCGACGAGAUCGGCCGCUACAUCCGGGACAACAAGAAGAAGAAUUGGGACAAAGUGGCCGAGGUCGCCCAGGAGUACAUCUGGCUUCACGGCCCUAUGGUAACCGAUACCCGGCUGCGUGCCUACGUGAAGUUCAUGAUACGUGAGUGUAAGCUCGAUGCCGAGUCGAUCGAGGAGGGGAACAAUGCCUCGCGAACCCAGCCUGUGCAAGGUACAACGGUGCACACGCUCCUCGGGCGCAUAAAGGCAUGCCAGAUGGCGGCGAGAGUGGAGGUGUCGCUCUACCAGGAGAAGGAGCUGAGCAUCAUGCGGGAGAUCUCGGUGGUCAGAUCGGAGGUGCGAUUCAUGGUCUGCACCAAGAACGAGAGGGACGUCAAGAAUUGUGCCGACCGGCGUCGCGGCACCAUCGGCGAUACCUACACCGCCAAACAGUUCCGCCAGAUCAUGAUGAAGGUGCUGCCGACAUGGGCGGCGUCGGCGUGGAACCCGCGGGCAACCGCUCCUUCGCAGACGCUGUUGCGAUUUUUGCUCACCAAGGCGCUCAUGCUACUCUUCCACCACACUCUCCUGCGAGGCGCCAGCAUCCGCGAGAUCACGCUCCCCGACAUCUUCUUGUACCGACUAGCUAGCACCUCGUCGGUGAACUUGGAGAACCAGCCGGUCGUCAUGGUGAUCGCCGCGCGGAACUCGAAGACUUCCAAGGAUGCCCGUCUUCAGCAGAGCUACGCGGCGCGACACCUGGAAGCGGAGUUGUGCGCCGUCGGCGAGACCGGCCUGUGA
Molecule: messenger RNA, 1008 nt
Organism: Closterium sp. Naga37s-1
Lineage: Eukaryota; Viridiplantae; Streptophyta; Zygnematophyceae; Desmidiales; Closteriaceae
Source: the annotation of a GenBank genome assembly